Molecule: messenger RNA, 2159 nt
Organism: Rhincodon typus (whale shark)
Lineage: Eukaryota; Metazoa; Chordata; Chondrichthyes; Orectolobiformes; Rhincodontidae
Gene: slc12a8
Product: solute carrier family 12 member 8
Exons: 6
Coding region: 103-1206 (367 amino acids)
Biological process (GO): chloride transmembrane transport; cell volume homeostasis; chloride ion homeostasis
Cellular component (GO): membrane
Molecular function (GO): potassium:chloride symporter activity
Source: RefSeq, a predicted model, not a curated record
GGCACUUUUGGGAGAAAAUGGACUCUGCAGCUUGCUAUUUAAUGAGAGAAAGGACCAAAUAAAACACCAGUGGCUGCAAUAUGUCUUGUGGGACUUGUGACUAUGGCAUUUAUCUUCAUUGGACAAGUGAAUAUUCUUGCUCCAAUAGUCACCAUCAACUUUAUGCUGACUUACAGUGUAAUAGAUUACUCCUACUUCUCAGCUUGUAUGAGCUGUGAUAUUCAGCAAAAUGAAAAAGAAAGGAAUAAAGUAAAUGCUAGCACUUAUAAGCCAUCACAGAAGCUGAACUUAGAAGGCCCACUUAAAAAUGGAUCCAGUGGCCUAAUAAAGGGAAAUACAAAUGGAUCUUUACUUGAAUUCAAUAAAGAUAUGAAUCAGAUCUUUCAAACAGUGCCUCAUGACAGGAAAGCAGAGGUGAAUAAAAGCAAUAAAGAAAAAGUUGUGAAUCAAUCCAACCGUUUAAAAAAGGUGAGAAUACCUGCUAAACAGACACUGCAGAACAGUUUUAUGUUGGAUCUUGACAACACAAAUACAAUAUUUAAAGAGGAUGCCGACCAGGUCUCAGAGACAGAGCUUGCAGAUGAUCUGCCUGAACAGAAUGCAAGAGACCCAUCGAAACUGGAUGGAGGACACCAUCAGGAUUUGGAAAAUCCUUCUAUACGUCAAGUUGUGGAAGCCCAUCUCAAUGUUGAAAGCAACAUAAUUGAACAUCCAGAAUUCUGUUAUACAGACAUAGAUGACUCAACAGAAACAAAAGGAUAUGGUUCCAUAGAAAGGCAGAAGUCUCAGGAACCAGAAAUUUACAGGAUGCCAAAGUCAUUUUAUUCCAAACUCUGCAAUCGUUGGUUGUCAUUUGUUGGUGCAAUAGUGUCAAUUGUAAUCAUGUUUGUGAUUCACUGGAUUUAUGCUUUAAUUAACAUUGCUGUGGCAUUUUUCAUCUACAUUUAUAUUGGACAAAUGAGUCCAGGACUUCCUCCUGGUCUAGCGAAUAACUUCAACUUUUUACAUUGGAUUCAGACAGUCUAUAGUGAGUCAAGGAGGAAAGGAACAUCGCAUGAGAAACAGAUUAUAGUGACACCCUCAUUUACGACAGUCGGCAUGGCAACAACUCAAUUAACCGAAGAGAAUGCUGACUUUGCAUCGCGGGACCGCUACCAUCAUUCCUCAGUCAUUAGUCGUGAAGUUCUCAGCCGUCAUUUGAACUGAAUAUCCACUCUCUGUUGAUCUUCUUCCUUUGUGACUGUCUUUGGUUGGCAGGCCUUGAAAGCUGUUAAAAUUCUGUUGUAAAAUUUAACUGCAAGUUUACGAGGUACAUUCACUUUCAAGCCACUUGAGUAAGAAUAGAUUUAAUAAAAUAUUAGGGUAGCUACAACAUUACUACAGAGGAAUACUGCUAAUUUACAUGCAAAUCUUUAAUAAUUGUGAAUGCAUGAAUGGUUUUCAUGCUAUUUUUAAGGGGUUUCCUUCAGUUUACAUGUAUUAUGGUUUAAUUCAGGUUUUUGCCAAGAUAUUUAGAAUAACUUGAACAGAAAUGCUGACAUUUUUCUACCAUAUUUGCCAAAUAUGCUACAAGCAGUAGAUGACAUUGUGCUGAAGUGGACGCAUUAUGUUAGUUUUGGCAGGAUUGCUGGCCACUCCUGAUUUUCUGCGUUAAAAUUUAGGAGUCAAAAGAAAGCAGAUUUUGAAUGUCAAGCCUAUUUUUUACAAAAAUGUUUGAAUUCAUAUUGUGGGUAGGGUUUUAAUAACAUGUAUUUGUGGCAGUUUGGGUGCAGGGAACCCUGCUUAUUGAUAAAAUGCCUUUCUCCUUAUUCCUUGCAUCUAGGCUGAAUAUUUUCUUUCUAAAUCUGAAGAAUUAAGAAUAUUUGAUGCCACAAAAGAAAGGAAAUAUUCAAAUAGGUUCUAUGGGUUGGUUAGCUCAGUUGGCUGGAUGGCUAGUUUGUGAUGACAACAGCAUGGGUUAAAUUCCCACGCUAAUUGAGGUUAUCGUGAAGAUCCUACUUUCUCAACUGCACCCCUCCCCUGAGGCAUGAUGACCCUCAGGCUAAUUCUGUAAUGUAUGUUAAAUUUCAGAAUUGCUGAACAAAAACUGAAAGAACUGCAGAUACUGGAAAUCAGAAACAAAAACAAAUUGCUGGCAAAACUCAGCAGGUCUAGUAGUA